AUGGAGGGUGUGGGAUCGAUGGACAUUGCAUGUACCGUUGAAGAGUGCAUUGUCAAGUGGCUGCUUGGUAAGCAGACGGACGAAUGUCGGCGACGGCAUAUUUGCGCCGUGGGAGAAGGAAACUCCAACCACUCCCCUGUGUUGGGCACCAAGACUUGGAUGACGGCACAAGACGACAAUGAAACGGGUGUUGACCAUUGA
This is a messenger RNA of Colletotrichum destructivum, 201 nucleotides long. RefSeq lists its product as uncharacterized. The transcript has 2 exons. The record is from RefSeq and is a predicted model, not a curated record. Lineage: Eukaryota; Fungi; Ascomycota; Sordariomycetes; Glomerellales; Glomerellaceae. The coding region runs from base 1 to 201 and encodes 66 amino acids.